AUGCAGAAGAGUGAGUCGGUCAACACUACCAUCCCACCGUCCAUUCCCAUCCCCAUUCCGACACCCAUCCAGGCGUCAUCUGCUCGCACGCCAAUGACUGAGGAGCUGGCAGGGCGGCUGAAGGCAUAUGCGGAGAGGCAGGCGCGGUGCAUCAACGGUGUGAAGGACUGGCCUGCUUUCCUCUCCAAUCCCACAAAGGGACUUAACGACGGAGUGGAUGCAUCCUCCGUGCAGGAAUGCUCUUACCUCUUUCAUCUCGACCCCGCCUACAGUGCUUCUUACCCUUAUGCCUUCUCGAUCCCUCCCUCGUCUCUUCCUUCACCUACGCGCUCCUCACCCAUCGCACACUCAUCUCCCCCGUCUCCCCUUUCACUUAAGCCCUCCUCACCAGCCGCACGCACGCUCUGUUCCGUCCUUCUCGUUUUGAAAACCUUUCUUCACACACCCCCUCCAGGCCUGGGUAACCAACUGCUCUCCCUCGUCUCCGCUCCUCACCUACCUCACUUCUGUUCCCCCUCUCUGCUUCUCAUUCUUCCAUCCAGGUCUGGGCAACCAGCUGCUCUCCCUCGUCUUCCAACCACUGCUGUCUUGCUUCCUCCCAUCCACCCUCCCCACCCCUCGCUGAGCAGGUCUGGGCAACCAGCUGCUCUCCCUCGUCUGGGCAACCAGCUGCUCUCUCUCGUCUCCUCCUUCACCUACGCCCUUCUCACCAACCGCACGCUCAUCAUCAAUCCGCACGCGCAGGCAGCCCUCUUCCUCUGCGACCCCUUCGCCUUCACCCCCACCCCCUCCACGUGGACGCCCAUGGACUCACCCACCUUUGCGUGA
This is a messenger RNA of Closterium sp. Naga37s-1, 828 nucleotides long. Lineage: Eukaryota; Viridiplantae; Streptophyta; Zygnematophyceae; Desmidiales; Closteriaceae. The record is from the annotation of a GenBank genome assembly.